AUGGUAACUAAAUUUGCUAAAAACAGAGUCAAACUUAUAAAGGCAACAGAUGAAAGAAUAAAUGAAGAAAAAAGAAAGAAAAAUGAGAAAAAGGAUGAUGGUAAAACAAUUAAAUUGGUAGAAGCUCCAACAGUAUCAAGUGCCAUGUUUUUAAGAUAUAACACUCAACUUGGACCACCAUUUCAUGUUAUUAUUGAUACUAAUUUUAUCAAUUUUUCGGUAAAAAAUAAAAUAGAAUUAAUGAAAGGCUUAAUGGAUUGUUUAUAUGCUAAAACUAUACCAUAUGUCACAGAUUGUGUUUUUGGGGAAUUAGAAAAAAAUGGAAAUCGUUUUAAAGUUGCUUUAAAAAUUUUAAAAGAUUCUAGAGUAAAAAGAUUAAAAUGUACACAUAAAGGUAUAUAUGCCGAUGAUUGUAUUGUAGAUAGGAUAAAGCAACAUAAAUGUUAUAUUGUUGCUACAUGUGAUAAAGAUUUAAAAAAUAGAAUACGAAAAAUUCCUGGUGUACCUAUUAUGUAUAUUGCAAAUUAUCGUUAUACUAUCGAAAGGAUGCCUGAUGCUUUCGGAGCCAAAACAUAA
Molecule: messenger RNA, 576 nt
Organism: Strongyloides ratti
Lineage: Eukaryota; Metazoa; Nematoda; Chromadorea; Rhabditida; Strongyloididae
Product: rRNA-processing protein FCF1 homolog
Exons: 3
Coding region: 1-576 (191 amino acids)
Cellular component (GO): nucleolus; small-subunit processome
Source: RefSeq, a predicted model, not a curated record